This is a messenger RNA of Arabidopsis thaliana (thale cress), 1666 nucleotides long. It is a transcript of the gene CPL4, whose product is annotated as C-terminal domain phosphatase-like 4. The transcript has 8 exons. Lineage: Eukaryota; Viridiplantae; Streptophyta; Magnoliopsida; Brassicales; Brassicaceae. The coding region runs from base 132 to 1454 and encodes 440 amino acids. Gene Ontology annotation, molecular function: RNA polymerase II CTD heptapeptide repeat phosphatase activity; phosphoprotein phosphatase activity; protein serine/threonine phosphatase activity. The record is from RefSeq and is marked reviewed. Gene Ontology annotation, biological process: response to salt stress; regulation of transcription by RNA polymerase II. Gene Ontology annotation, cellular component: nucleus.
AUCGGACAGAAGUUGAAAGCUUUACUUCUUCACUUUUACGGUUGCUCACCGUCGUGACAUCUCCACUCUUUUCCUUUCAAAAUCCAAAAUCACGAUUUGAUUUUCUCUCGCCUCCGACGAACAAGUUUAAGAUGAGCGUAGCAAGUGAUUCUCCAGUUCAUUCAUCAAGUAGUAGUGACGAUCUUGCUGCAUUCCUUGAUGCUGAAUUAGACUCUGCAUCAGAUGCUUCGUCUGGACCCAGCGAAGAAGAAGAAGCUGAGGAUGAUGUAGAAUCUGGGUUAAAGAGACAAAAGUUGGAGCAUUUAGAGGAAGCAUCCUCAAGCAAAGGCGAAUGCGAGCAUCCAGGAUCAUUUGGGAAUAUGUGCUUUGUAUGUGGACAAAAACUGGAAGAAACUGGUGUUUCAUUUAGAUACAUACACAAGGAAAUGAGGCUCAAUGAAGAUGAAAUCUCCCGGUUGCGUGAUUCAGAUUCGAGAUUCUUGCAACGCCAGCGGAAGUUGUAUUUAGUUCUCGAUCUAGACCACACACUGCUAAAUACAACCAUACUGAGGGACCUAAAACCAGAGGAGGAAUACUUGAAAAGUCAUACUCAUUCUCUUCAAGAUGGUUGCAAUGUUUCCGGAGGCAGUCUUUUCCUACUGGAAUUUAUGCAAAUGAUGACCAAACUGAGGCCGUUUGUUCACUCAUUUCUAAAAGAAGCUAGUGAGAUGUUUGUGAUGUACAUAUACACAAUGGGAGAUAGGAAUUAUGCACGACAGAUGGCCAAGCUGCUGGACCCCAAAGGAGAGUACUUUGGUGAUCGGGUCAUUUCUCGGGAUGACGGCACAGUGAGACAUGAAAAGAGUCUAGAUGUGGUGCUUGGACAAGAAAGUGCUGUUCUGAUUCUUGACGAUACAGAGAAUGCGUGGCCAAAGCACAAGGACAAUUUGAUUGUGAUAGAGAGAUAUCACUUUUUUUCUUCGAGCUGCAGGCAGUUUGAUCACAGAUACAAGUCUCUAUCGGAGUUGAAGAGUGAUGAGAGUGAACCAGAUGGGGCACUUGCAACUGUCCUGAAAGUCCUAAAACAAGCGCAUGCUCUAUUCUUUGAGAAUGUGGAUGAAGGCAUAUCAAACAGAGAUGUUAGGUUAAUGCUGAAACAAGUGCGUAAAGAGAUACUUAAAGGAUGUAAAAUAGUGUUCAGUCGGGUGUUCCCAACCAAGGCAAAGCCAGAAGAUCACCCCCUGUGGAAAAUGGCUGAGGAACUGGGAGCCACCUGCGCAACGGAAGUGGAUGCAUCAGUGACACACGUUGUGGCAAUGGAUGUGGGAACAGAGAAGGCUCGUUGGGCCGUUAGAGAGAAGAAGUAUGUGGUUCAUAGAGGAUGGAUAGAUGCAGCUAAUUACCUUUGGAUGAAACAGCCAGAAGAGAACUUCGGUUUAGAGCAGCUCAAGAAGCAAUUGACCGAAGAAGAGUGAUUUAUGUAACAACAAUGAGAAAGAAGAGAUAGCUUUUUUUUGUUGGAUAUUAAUUAUGAAUCUAUGUCUAAAGUAAAGUUUUGUAAUGUACAUUACAUUGUAUCUCUGAUAUUUAAACAAGGUACUAAUUUUUGGUUGAUCUCCUUAAUUAUUUUGUUUCGUCUAUGCUUAUUUGCGAAGGUCUGUAAUCUACCGACAACUUUUUUGGGCCG